Messenger RNA from Hypoxylon trugodes, 1379 nucleotides. RefSeq lists its product as uncharacterized. The record is from RefSeq and is a predicted model, not a curated record. The transcript has 2 exons. Gene Ontology annotation, cellular component: dynactin complex. Lineage: Eukaryota; Fungi; Ascomycota; Sordariomycetes; Xylariales; Hypoxylaceae. Gene Ontology annotation, biological process: cytoskeleton-dependent cytokinesis. Bases 220 to 822 code for a protein of 200 amino acids.
CAGCCUUAUCUUAUCGUUUAAUGAUCGAUCUUCCUUUCUUUCCUACAUGAACCUACUAACAUACAUGAAUGCAUGACGAGAGACAAUUAGAUUGGAGGAGUUUAUGUCUAUUGCAACCCUCUUUGAACAUUGAAAUUACCUUUAAAUCCACAUUGCAACCAUAAUCUAUCCAUUGGUUUCUCUGCCCUUUCCCCAUAACUCGGUGAACACCCAUCCACCAUGGACACAACAGAAUCAACAUUAGACAACACGACAUUGUCCACCAUAUCCCUCCUUGAAGCGCGCCUGCUACGCUUAGAACACUUACUUUACGGCCAUACAGUCCAACAACCCCAAACAUCAGCAGUCCGCAGCCUGCAAGAGCUAGAGCACCGAUUCGGAAUACUUCUCCAACGGGUGCGCGUCUACGCUGAGCUUCUUAAACUCUACAAAUCCCAACCAACCCUCUUCCAACCCCAACCGCCCUCUUCCCCACCAUCGUCCCUCUCCCCCGACGCUCUCCGCUCCGUCGUGCUAGCCGCCGCAUCUUCAUACCCAGCGACCGCGUCUGCGUUGACCGCUAUAUCUGACACACCUGUUCCCGAUCCAGCGCACACGGCGGCGCUCGUCGCGCUUCUACCGCGUAUGAAAGGUGUUGAAGCUACCCAGAUCGCGCAGGUAGCUGAAGUCGCGGAGCUGAGAACACGGAGUGAAGCGGUGGUGCGGAAGUGGUAUGAGAGAGAUGUGCUAGGUUAUUCAGAUUUCGUGGCGGGUGUCGAGAGUAGAGUUGAAAGGGCGGAAAGGGUUGUGAGGAGGGUUGAGAAGGUGAGGAAUGAAGUUUGAAGAGGGUAGGAUACCUAUGACAAGGAUUGCUACACGAGUUACCUCUGAACGCGUGUGGUCUAUUGCGACAUUUACAAUGUUAUUGAUGCCGUGAAGCAUGGGUAACCUUUGCGAAUACGACGAAACUAGAGGGACUUGAGAGCAUAUCUCUUGAAGUCUUCAGUUCUAGUGGGUACUACUUGGAGAUAUCUUCUAGGCCAGGAGGGAUUAUGAUUGCGUUUUGCUGCAAGCACAAUUUUAUACCCAAAGCUGAAGCAACUUAGUUGAGAGAUAGUUGAUUGAGGCUAGUGUUUGUUGGUUACAUAUUACAGAGGGUAGACCAACGUACAUUCUCACAUAUCAAGUAUUUCUUCAUGUCAGCGAAUAAAAACAAUAGUCUAUAACCAAUACGAGAUUAUAUAUCAGGCACAGGCUCUAUUGCUCUGCCGCGAUUCAGCUCAUACCAAUUCUUUGUGGGGGAUCGGAUGCCAUCCAAUUUGGAAGUAGAUUCGGUGAAGCUAAGUAUGCUGACUAUCGCUAAUAAAGGCAAGAGGAUUCUAUAUUGGGGUACCUCAUUU